This is a messenger RNA of Pogona vitticeps (central bearded dragon), 1852 nucleotides long. RefSeq names its product purinergic receptor P2X 6 (gene P2RX6). Gene Ontology annotation, molecular function: extracellularly ATP-gated monoatomic cation channel activity; purinergic nucleotide receptor activity; ATP binding. The record is from RefSeq and is a predicted model, not a curated record. Gene Ontology annotation, biological process: response to ATP; calcium ion transmembrane transport. Gene Ontology annotation, cellular component: plasma membrane; cell junction. NCBI's taxonomy places the organism in Eukaryota, Metazoa, Chordata, Lepidosauria, Squamata, Agamidae.
AUGGCAACGGCGACGCGACGAUGGCGGAAGGAGGGUGUGGAGGAGCAAGGCUUCGGGCGGAAGGGGCGGGCUCGUUCUGGGGAUGGCGCGAUGCCAUUGGACGAAGCUAUGGAGCCGCACCGUCUGGGCUCAGGGCCAAGGGGUGAUGUUCACAGCAGCGGCUGUCCGCGGCUGCUGGCAUUUCCCAGCCGGCUGGCGAUGGAGGAGUCCUGCCUCGGCCUGCUGGAUUAUAAAACGGAGAAAUUUGUCCUCACCCGGAAUAGAAGAAUCGGGGUGUUGCACCGCCUGAUUCAGCUUGGGAUCCUGAUUUACAUCUUUGGAUGGACGCUCUUAGCCAAAAAGGGCUACCAAGAAAGGGACACCGAUCCCCACGUCUCUGUGAUCACCAAGUUGAAAGGAGUCUCUGUCAUACGGGUGAAGGAGCUUGGAGAUCGGCUGUGGGACGUGGCGGAUUAUGUCAAGCCUCCUCAGGGAGAAAAUGUUUUCUUUCUGGUGACCAAUUUCAUUGCCACUGUGAAGCAAGUGCAGGGGGUUUGCCCAGAGCAUCCUUCUGUCCCUGACGGGAAUUGCCGGAGAGAUUCAGACUGCUCUGAAGGACAGCCUGUCGUCCAUGGGAAUGGUGUGAAAACGGGGAAGUGUGCCCCUUUUAACACGACCCACCGCACCUGUGAGAUCUUUGGGUGGUGUCCGGUGGAGGACGCGACCUUGCCCAGGAAACCACGUCUGGCCGAAGCAGCGAACUUCACCCUCUUUAUUAAAAAUACGGUCAACUUUUCCAGGUUUAACAUCUCCAGGACCAACACAUUGGAGACGACCGACGACUCCUACUUCAAGAGCUGUCGGUACGAUGCCCUGGAAAGCCCAUAUUGCCCCGUCUUCCAGAUCCACGACAUGAUCGAGGCAGCUGGGGAGAGCUUUGAGGAGCUGGCGCUCUGGGGGGGAGCCAUCAGCCUGCGGAUCAGCUGGAACUGUGACUUAGACCGACCCCCUUCCGAAUGCAACCCAAGCUAUUCCUUCAACCUCCUGGACAAGAAGUUCAAUUUCAGGACCGCCUCCUAUUACCAGGACCCCCUCCACCGGCGCUCCAGAAGCCUGCUGAAACUCUACGGCAUCCGCUUUGACAUUUCCGUCCAUGGGCAGGCUGGGAAGUUCAGCAUCGUCCCCACCGCCGUCAACUUGGGAACAGGAGCCGCCCUGCUGGGUGCGGCCACGGUGGUCUGUGAUCUUAUUCUCCUUUACCUUGAUACCAAAGCUGAAUUCUACUGGAGUGAAAAGUACGAGGAGGCCAAGCCCCCCAAAGACGAAGCGAAGGCGCCCACUCAACCUCCCAAGCCAGAGGCGUCGUGAAGCGAAAGACCUCACGUAGGGUGGCCACGUUGAGCGGACAAGACCUCUGCUGGUGAUUCUGGACGCAUUUGGCCUCCCAAGAGUUGACGCUUUGAUACCUCCCGGAAAUGUCUAUGCAAAGAAUCUCAGGUAGGAGGGAAAGGCUGCCCAGCAGCGUGACUCUCCCGGAGUGCCAAAGACCCACAGAGAGCCACGACUACUGAGAAGAGAAGGACCUUAUCAAGUCACCAACGAUGGGGAAACGGGUGGGCUAUCAUCGCCGUCGGACACUGAGUCAACCUUUUCUUCCACUGUCUCGAUUUUGUGCCACUUGGGUUCCUCCAGAAGGAAAUGAAAACAAGACACUCAACUCAGUGGCUGUAGCCUUUUUCGCCAGCGCUAAGUCAGUUCUGGGAACCCUUAAGCUCAGAGGCUGAAUCAGGCCCUCUUGGUGGUGGUGGUGGUGGGGAAUCUGUCCACCCUAUGGGUCCCAAACUGGCUCCUCUGAGUCUCUCCUGGAGGUCAU